Molecule: messenger RNA, 1024 nt
Organism: Bombyx mandarina (wild silkworm)
Lineage: Eukaryota; Metazoa; Arthropoda; Insecta; Lepidoptera; Bombycidae
Source: RefSeq, a predicted model, not a curated record
CCGGUCGUACUCCGACCCCUCCCCAGCAGUACGGAGCGCAGCCUCUGACGAAACCUCAUCUGAUGAACGGAACUGUGACAGGAGGAUCGCCCUCGCACAUGCCGAGUCCUCCUCACAAUUAUGGACUUGACGUAUCUAUAGAUCGUCAGUCGGCGGGCGGCACUCUGAGGAGGCAGCGGCUCGACAAGAUGGCGGCGGUCCCCCCUCCUGACGUCACCGUGCUGCACCCGGGGAACUGCGCGCAGCACCAGAUAUCCCAGACGCCGUCUACGAAACAGCCGCAGUCGAUCCUCAAGGACCCGUCGAGGCACAAGUACGGGCACCCCUACGGGAGUCCCGUCUCCUCCAGCACCCCACACAACAGCAACCAGAUCCUGACGGUGCAGAACCUCACCAGCGACACUCCACAGUACGGAACCAUCAAGAAGGAGAACAAAAAACAAAACGUGACCAUCGAUGAGUCCUUCAAUAAAAGAAGCGAGACUCACGUUGUCUAAACCAUCGUGUUUUCAAACUCAAAGUGGCCAAAGUCCAAGUACAAAGUGACCAAAACCGUAAGUGCGAACUCAAAGUGUACAAAGUGCAAACUCAAAGUGUACAAAGUGCAAACCCAAAGUGACUUAGUGACUCGGUGAUUAUCUAAACGACAAUUAAAGUUACGUUAAGUGUCAAGUGUAAAUAGAGAGUAGACAGACAUUGUAGAUAGAUUUAUAAUUAACAAUUGAAUGUGAUAAACUAUUACAGACAAUGGUUUUCAUUUAGAUAGAUAUUGUUGAAAUGACGUCAGCCCAUUUCGCGUUCCCUGAACCUCCCCGGGUCACUUCGAUUUAGAACCUUAUGGAAUAUAUCCAAACAGUUCAUAAUCUAACCACACAGAUAAACAUCGUACCUAUAUCGGGUUUCGCAUUAACUUUUGUUCGUUGGUAAUUUAAUGAAAUAACACUUUGUUCUUUUUGUAAAAUUGCUUUGAAUUCAGAAUAUAGGUUUGAAAGGGUAAAUAAAUAUCUGUUAAGUGGAAACUCGU